GCUGCUGAGAAUGUUGUUAAAGACUUGACAGCUCCUGAUGUAGGCUGUUCAUUAGCAGAGCGGACUUAGAUCACCACAAUUAAAUUAAAGCAAUUAAAGACAGCGGGGAAAAGGUCGAAUCAGUGAGGACUUCUGCUUUCGAGUGGCUGAUCUCUUCAUGCCUCCAAAUAGAUCGCAUGCACGCGUGAGGACAGAUCCGUGCUCUUACAUUAACCAUGACUUUGAGUUUUUCGUCUUUCUCCAUCAAAGACAUCCUCACCGGACGUGAUGCCCGGGGAAAGCCCGGUACCAAGAGGACAGGCGAGCUCUGCGCACAGAGGCGCAACAUGUGCACCGGGCAUGACACGAGAAUCCCUGAUCGGUCUCAUCACGAGGCGGAUGAGAACUGCAUCCACUCGGAGAGACUUCCUGCUGAUCUCUGUGUGUCUGUUGGGAACCUCCGAUCUGAUGCAUACAUCGAGGAGGCCACAGGAGAGCAGACUGAGCUCAGGGAAGAGCAGCAGCCAGGCUGUAUGGAGCGGAACCAACGGCACACAGAGCUGACUGAGGCAGAUGAGGAGAGCUGUCACCCCAGCGGGGAGACUGUCAGCUGCUCCUCCGAUGAGCAGCAGUGCAGGCCCGGCACGAAGAGGCGCUCCAGAGCGGCCUUCUCUCACGCGCAGGUCUACGAGCUCGAGCGCCGCUUCAACACGCAGCGUUACCUCUCAGGACCUGAAAGGGCCGAUCUGGCGGAAGCUCUGAAACUCACAGAGACCCAGGUGAAAAUCUGGUUCCAGAACCGAAGAUAUAAAACCAAACGGCGGCAGAUGGCGGCCGAGCUGGCGGCGCGCGGCUCGCCAAAGAAAGUAGCGGUAAAGGUGCUGGUGAGGGACAAUCAGAAGCAGUACCAUCAGGGGAAUGGAGUACACAUCCCAAUGACUGUGCCACUGUACCAACAGGCCUAUCAGUACCACCCCUACCUGCACUACUACUGCCAGCCGUGGAGCCUGAGCAGCAUGUCCUGUGGAGGGAUGCUCUGAAGCCCUCUAUUACAAGACUUGGACAUGUGUCUCUUCUAACUCAAGGUGUUGGCAGCUUCCUGCAGUGGAUCACCCUGUCCUGUCAAACUGACUGAGACUGUGCAGGUUUUGUUUGUUUUAUAUUGGGGUUAUUGUUUUUCUUCUAACUAUAGAAGCCAGUUUGGUAUUUUGGCCACCGAUUUAGGGUUCGUAGAAGGCAAAUGCCUCUGACCAUGACAAGGUAAAUUUAGAGAUACUCUGUAAAUUGUUAUAAUCAAGGAAAUUAUAAAUACUGUUAGCCUGCAGUGAAGAUUAGUGUGGGCACAUUGGAGACUUUGCAAAGCUCUUUUAAGACUGUCAAUUGCUCAGAUUAUUAUUGUGUGGAGAAAAAAAAGUUUCAAAUUUAAGACAGAUUUGAGUGUGGUUAUUAUUCUGUAAUGAUUUACAAGAAAAAAAAUAAUUUAAAGGCUAAAUAAUGUUGACUACUGCUUUUUCACAAUCUUAUUUUCAAGACAAAUUUGCUAAGGGACUGUACACAAAUUCUGAAGGGAGUCAGAAAAUGUGGUGAGUUAUGUUUUUUUUCUGUCUUUUUGCUGAGGGGAAGACGGUUGGACAUAACAUGACAUUUGCCAUGUUAUGUCCGACCGUCUUCCCCAUAACUAGGGAAAAGAUUGUUUCUUUUAUUAGCAACCCAAUUUUUUUUUAAAUUUCAGCACUCCCCUGCAGGAUAGUUUUCUUUUUUGUUUGUGUGUUUGGUUUGGAUUUUUAAAGGAAUCAAACAGUCGUAAAUUAUGUUUAUAGUGUGCACAGUGGGUCAUAAAGGUGUGUUCUGCUAUAUGCAGAAAACAAUUCUGUUGGUGUUUCAGAGAUUUAUUUUUCUCAUCACACUAAAUGGUAUCUUCACAAAAAGUUCUCUACUUCCAGCUUUCUAAUUUGUGAAAAUUAAUAUCCCAUAGGGUUUGCUUUCUUAAUUACUGUGCUAUAUUUUGAGAGGGUAUUUCAGUUUCGUUUUUUUUUUGCAGUCAAUGGAAGAUUCCAAAUUAAAUAUUAACAAUGCUGAGGAGGGUGUUGUAAUUUUAAAAAAUUAAUAUUCAAGUCCCUGAAUAUCUCAGUACUGAGAAAAUACAAAAUAGUAUAUGAGGAAAAAAUAGGGAGUGCUGCACUGGGUUAAGUCUGUGUAGUGAGUUUAAAAAAAUCAGGUGCUCUUCAAGUAAAGAUUAAAAACUACGCCUGGCCAGUUCACUCAGCGUAAAAGUCCCACUGCAUUUCGAGACUCUCAAUUUAAAACGUGUUGGUUCAUC
Epinephelus moara (kelp grouper) is the source of this 2299-nucleotide messenger RNA. RefSeq names its product NK3 homeobox 3 (gene nkx3.3). Gene Ontology annotation, molecular function: RNA polymerase II cis-regulatory region sequence-specific DNA binding; DNA-binding transcription factor activity, RNA polymerase II-specific. The record is from RefSeq and is a predicted model, not a curated record. Gene Ontology annotation, cellular component: nucleus. NCBI's taxonomy places the organism in Eukaryota, Metazoa, Chordata, Actinopteri, Perciformes, Serranidae. Gene Ontology annotation, biological process: cell differentiation; regulation of transcription by RNA polymerase II. Bases 216 to 1019 code for a protein of 267 amino acids. The transcript is spliced from 2 exons.